Magallana angulata is the source of this 4995-nucleotide messenger RNA. RefSeq names its product VWFA and cache domain-containing protein 1-like. Gene Ontology annotation, molecular function: voltage-gated calcium channel activity. NCBI's taxonomy places the organism in Eukaryota, Metazoa, Mollusca, Bivalvia, Ostreida, Ostreidae. The transcript is spliced from 25 exons. Gene Ontology annotation, cellular component: voltage-gated calcium channel complex. The record is from RefSeq and is a predicted model, not a curated record. Bases 1643 to 4990 code for a protein of 1115 amino acids.
UUUAACUAAUUUCUUUAUAAUAUUGAAUCAAAAUGAAAUCUUUAUAAAACAUUAUACAAAGAAUGCCUUUCACUUCAUUCUUAUUAGUAGUCAAUUAGCUGUUUUUCUAUGACGUCAUCUAAAUGAGCAUUUCUCAGCAAGAUUCGUUGAAACUGCGUUUAAUGUGAAUCAGAUACAUGUAUAUGCAACUGGCCGUAACCGUGCAAGAAGAAGCGAUCGUGGACUAAAAUAGUUGAUAUGCCGACAAAUAAUAGUAUGUAUGUGUGAUUUUUGUAAAUUGUAUGGUAACUAGAUAAAGAGUGAGGUAUGAUAAUCUGCCACUUGAAAUACGCUUGAGGAAUUGAUGCAAUUAUAAUAGCUUUGCUUUACAAUGCUUAUUCUGAUGACCAUGUACGUGUGUUUACUUAAAACUCAUCGUUACUAAAUUUAAACAGCAGUGCUACCGUGAAAGUGCAUAGGAUUUUAUGUUCUUUAUUAUUCCUCGAGUUGAAACUGCUAGCCUCGCCGUAAAUGUUGAUCGUUGAUUUCAAGCAGUCGAAAUCCUAAAAGACGCUUGAUUUUCUAUUUAGUGAAUUAAAUAAUGUGUACUGUUUAUUUCUGAAGGUUAAAUUUUAAAUUUUUUCUUAUAUCUAUAAAGUUGUAUUUUGUUUGCUGACAAUUAAACAGACACACCCUAACAUUUUGUUGACAGUGUUUAUUUUUAAAUUUUCCUUUCUCUUUAAUUCUGUUAAAUCGGAACAGUUGAAAAAAGUAGAUCAGGCAAAAAUUUUAUUCAUGCAGGUAUCAAAGAAAUUUUUCGACCAAUUAGAAGUGCCAUAAUCUUAUCAAACUAACAAAUAUUAAAUGAUAUGUCGAUCAACAGAACAUCAUUAAAUUCAUCUCUCAAAUCAAAGCAUUCUUCAAGAUUUUUGUUUUACAUUACGUCAUUGUGAUUGACAACCUUUUACACACAUUUUCAAUAUCAUUUCAAACCAUCUUCCACCGUUGUUUAAAUAAACAACUCUUUAUAAAACUUCAAUGUUAGAAAAGAGGGAUGCAAAAUACCUCAUAAGUCCCUUACACACAGUCCUUUUCUCUAUUAAACCAUGAAAUAAAAUUAAUCGUGUACCGCAGAUAUCUUGACAAAACGUAAAAUUUUCUUCUUUUUAUUAAGAAAAGACAACUCUUCGAAUUGUUUAAGAUGCAAAAUUACCAGCUUCUUUAACGCUUUCCGUCCUGUGAAUUUGAUUCAUUUUAUUGUAACUUUUAUCUAGCAAAACACAUUUAACUAAUAUACAAUGAUUCAAUAUGAGUUAUAUAUGAAAUCAAUGGAAACUCCUGUACAAUACUAUUUAUCACAAUUGUAUUCACAAGGUAAUAAUAAAAUAUCAUGUAAUUUUAACUACUGUCAAAGGGUCCACUGAGAAUGUGAAGUGUUCCUUUCCUGAUUAUAAGUCAAGUAUUGUGUGUGCACUGUGCAGAAGGACUUCCUUCUCCGACUGUGAUUAUUUUGACGACUGUUUUCACUUAGCUGUGAAUUUGUCGAAUUAAGAAUUAAAACUGGAGUCACCCACUGGUUUUGAGAUCGGCAAGCACUGACAGUCAAAACCUUUAAGCUCAUCUAAUUUUUGUUUUUGUCAACUUUCAUAUUGUCUACACAACCAUGAAGUUGAUCUUUGUAAUGUUAUUAACGAGUUUAUGUAAAACAAUGAGGGUCCCGUACCUGUUCGUGUGUCUGUUCAUUGUGAAUCAAGUGGUUCUAACGAGUGCCCAGGAUAUCAACGCAGGCAUUCUUUCCGAUGAACUAAAUAAAGUGGCAGAUUCAGUGGGGUGGUCAUUUCUACAGGGAGAGUACAACAAACUGCAAUACAAAGAGAAAAAUAUCGAUGGAAUCAUGUUAGUUCGAGAGAUUGCAGGUAAAAUUGGAGGACGAAUGAUUGAAGUGGACAAUGCUCUGAAGAAGCUGAAGGAGGCUGUAGAGGAGGACCAGCUGUCGUCUGAUUAUGUCCCUCAGGACUGCUGUGUGGACGGAGAGUACAAGGGAAAUCUCCGUUUCAGAACUGACGUGUCUGAAGACAAAUUUUGCUACAGCAAGCCAGCCUAUGUGAACCAAGAGAACAUCCGAUUUCCAUCUACUAACAUACUUACAGUCUUGAAAACGAAUUUAGAUGUGAAGCACCUCCAAUUCCAGUACAUUGCAAUGAAUUCUGGUCUUUACAUCAAUUACCCGGCCACCAAACUGACGGAUUGUGAUACAUACGAUCCUCGAUUCAGACCCUUCUAUGUGUCCACAACAACUUCCUCUCCUCGUGACGUCGUGGUUGUCAUAGAAAUGUCCUCUUCGAUGCGGGGAGAUAUUCUUUUCGAAGCUAAACAUGCAGUUCUCACAGUAAUGGAGACUUUGGACGAAGAGGAUAGGUUUGGUCUGGUGGUUUUCAAUGACAUUGCAAACACCUUAGGAGGAUGCUACGAAAAUCAACUUGUUCCAGUGACCAGUGCCACCAAGAAGAGUUUCAGAAAUUUUCUGUCAUCUCAAACAGGAGAAGGUGGAGCAAACUAUGUCAAUGCCCUCCGUAAAGCAUUCUUGUUAUUAAAGACAAAUUAUACAGAAACCCGAGAUCAAAUUCUUUUAUUUGUUAGCGCCGGGAAAAAUACAGAAGGAAAUCCUCUUGAAGUAAUACGAGAUGAAAACGAGGCCCUGCAAAACAGGGUCAUAAUCAACACGUACGGUAUAGGCACUGGUCUGAGAACUAGUGAUCAAGAAUUAUUAAAAAAUAUGGCCGAGCAGAUACUUAACAACAACACAUACGGAUUUGUGACGCGCGGGAAAUCAACGAUCAUCACAGACAUUAUGACGUCGUCCUUACGUGAGAUCAUGGGAACCUAUUACGUAGACUUGAGCGUGCCCAUAUCAACGUCCCCAACUUAUACACAGCCUUACAUCGAUUUCUUUAUCAAUGAAUCAAUCAUCACUGGUUGUCUACCUGUUGCGUUUAACGGGGCUUUUUCUGGAGUUGUGUGCGCGGACAUUUUGAUCAGUGAACUGGUUGCAGAGAUUUUGUAUCUUAAAAAAGAAGAAUUUUCCUAUGCAUUUAUCAUUGAUGGGGAGGAGAGGACAUUGCUACACCCAUUGCUUACCGACCCUCGUGGCAUCAUAAUGCAAGAACAGGACAUCAACAACAUAUACAAUUUUGAGACCUCCGGUGAUGUGUCAAAAGUUAUCGACUCCAUGAAAAAGGGUUUGGAUUCACAGACGUCUGUAAAAACAACAAUUAUAGAGGCUAGAGGAGAGAAACUCUUUGAGGGUGACUCCAAAGUUUAUCUAGAUGCUGUUUACUAUUGGACCCCGAUUGUGGCUCCAGGUAGUAACCUCUCUCUGUGUAUCGUUAUGAAGCAAAACAACACUGUUUCCAACAAAGAUGGUUUAACCAGGCCCUCUGACGGCGACUUCCUUUACCAUCGAUGGGAUUUGAACCAAUGGCCCGCCCCCUUCUGCAGGCAUUUUAGUAGAUAUGCUACAGAAGCAAAAUCGACAGUAAAACUAACGCCAGACGCUUUCAUUGAGGCGUAUUCAUACACUGGAGUCAAGGAAACAGAAGUCAGAGUAAAGCAGUAUAAGGACUACUUGUCUGGAGCCAUCACCACUAAUCCAGGACUAAAAGCAUCAGCAGUUAAUUCCAUACGGUUAACUUACCCACUGGAAAAGUUUUGGACAACGACCUCAAAGAAAGAGGCCCCGUAUCUAGCUUGGCGUUACGUCAUGACAGAAGACGGUGUGAUUAGAACGUACCCAGGGAUACGGCUAAAGGAUGACUACAAUCACAAACUCAGAACUUGGUAUCGUCGGACCGCUGCCCAGAAGUCGCUAAAUGUCUUGUCUGCUCCAUAUGAAGAUUCUUGGGGAUCAGGAAGGAUUAUUUCUCUCACAAAGACCAUAUUACAAGGAGGAAGCAACCCAGAUAGAAAACUGGAAGCAGUGAUAGGUACAGACUUCUCAGUAUUCUACUUUAAGCAGAUGCUGGAAGAUAAAUAUCCAAUCUGUGCAAACAAAACUAAUUACAUUUGUAUUGUGAUCGACAACAGCGGGUUUCUUGUUAUGCACCCUUUUUACACAGAAACAACGACCCCAAUAAAAGCACCGGUUCAUAUAACUUAUAAGGAGGAAAGAAUUUCUCGUUCCCUGAUAAGCAGAACAGUUAUGUAUCAACAACCUUGCAGAGAUACAGGAAAUAAAAAGGAACAAUUCACAUUUAGGGUAAAUCUGCCAAAGUCUGUUUCAAGUGGAUUUUUAGACUCAGAUGAAGGAUAUGAAAUGCGUCCUGUAGCUGGCUCAAACGUGUACCUUAUUCUUAAGCAUAGACGCCUGCAGGACGAAGAAACGUGUUGCACGUCAGGGCCCUAUGCGUCACCUAGCUCAAUACAGUGUACAGGAGUAUGUAAUUGCCUCUGUUACAAUGAACUGUUCUUCAACGAAUGCAAGAAUAAAUACGACACCAUGGACGGUUUUAUUCCAUGCAGUCCUCAGUUACCAACACUGAGGUCAGUAAGUACACCGGAAGAGGAUAAAACUAGGAAUCUACCAACGUGCUUUUCCACUAGUUGUGAAUGUAGAAAAACAGAAAGUGAAUGUUUCCGCAUAUCAAGUUGUUCUUGGUGUACUAGCGAUAAAAAGGGAUACCUCCUGAAAGGAUUUUGCGGCCCGAAGGAAAUAUGUCCAUCUCAACAAUGUCUAAAAGAUGAUUGCAAAGAAAAGUGCUGUGGAUCCGAGUGCCAAUUGCCGUCAUCCUCAAACGGGAAUCAAUUGCUAUAUGUCGGUGUAUCGUUGGGUACAUUGGUAUUUGUCAUCUUAAUCGUCGUUGCCGUGUUUUUCAUCGUUCGCAGAUUAAAACCUGACGUGGUGGACAAUACCUACCUUGAACCAGUUCACACGUACAACACGAUAAACAAAACACUACGGGAGAGUGAUCAUUACGACACGAUCCAAGACUUCCAUAACGAAGAGUGUAAAUAGCAAAA